ACCAAGUGUUGUCGACAACUAGAACCACAAUGUCGUUUCAAAUACCCACGUCCUGAUCAACCCGAGUCUAAAAUUACAUUUGAAAGAUACUACAAUUCGUGCCACACUCACUACCAAACGCAAUGAUCCACGCGUAAACUCUCGAAUUGGAGAGCAAACGUAGACCUGCAAAUCAUUAUAGACAGUUUGGCGUGUGCUAGAUACAUGGCAAAAUAUGCCUCGAAAGGUGAACCACGUUCUCCAUCAUUGUCAGCAGUUUUUAAGUCGUGCAUGGAAACACUACCAGACAAUAGCCUCCCUACAUCAGUUUUUCGUUCAGCAAUGAUUCGAGCUGUUGGGGAACGAGACUUCAGUGCUCAAGAAACUGCUCACUUACUACAAAGCCUCUUUGGUUAGCUCAGUUUCAUUACAGUAUCAAUGACUGGAGAUCGUCGUGUUGCAGAAAAUUCACAAACUCAUGAACUUGAAGUACAGCACUCAACGUUUGAUCACUAUGCUGCUCGUUCAAAUCACUUGGACAUUAACCUUAUAGACUUUGCUUCAGAAUUCUCUGUUUGCAAUGGAGAACGUUCAAACCCUGUGAUCAUACGAGCUUUUCCUGUAAAUCCUCAUGGCGAACACUAUUUUCUAUACUGCAAGCACCAACUAGUAAAGUACAAGCCAUGGCAUUUAAAUGUGUCUAAUCUUUUGGAUGAAGCAGAUGACUGCGACGAAAGCUGGAUAAGUCAGUACCACAGCUUCCUUACAACGGAGUCUGCAAGACAAACCAUUCCUCACUUUUACCAUGAUCUACAGUUCUCUCAACAAUGGGUUGAUGGCAACACUAGUGAUCCUGAUAGCGAACAUGAUGAUGACUACCAUGACCAAGAGCUAGAACAAUGGAUGCAACUCUGCCAGCUUAACCCCCAGUUUAUCACACCCCAAAAUGAAACCGAUUUCGAUUGGGCAGCUGAUGCCAUUGGGCAGCUGAUGGCAACUGGCAUCAAAGAGGCUCCUGAUUGGAUAUCCUCACAGCGUCGUCUUUCCACCGACCCUUCUCAAUUGCAAUCACCAUGGCACAGGCAGCUUCCCACAGUAAAUGUGCACACUCUAAACCCUAAGCAGCGUCAUGCGUAUGACAUAAUUUCUGAUCAUCAAACCCAAAUACAAGCUGGUACCAACCCCGAACCCUUACAUAUGAUAAUUUCGGGAACAGCAGGAACAGGCAAGUCUUACCUAAUUAAUGCUUUGAAUCAGCUACUUGGUGACUCUUGCAUUCUUACUGGUACAACAGGUACAGCCGGUCUUAACAUCUGUGGUAUCACUCUACACUCUGCUUUGCAACUACCAAUACAGAAACAUUCCAAACGUGAUCAAAGACUUUAACUCAAACUAACAGAUAAACACUACUUGAUCAUUGAUCAAUGAUAGGACAGAAAACCUUGGCGUGGGUUGACAAACGACUUCGGCAGGGAACUGGUAACCAUUUUAGGUGGAAUGUCAGUAAUUUUAUUGGGCGAUUUCGGACAGCUCCCUCCAGUGCUUGACAAACCCAUGUAUGCUCAACCAACUUCAAUCCAUGACAUAAUAUUUACCAGCAAUUCAAUAAGGUUGUCAUUCUAGAGCAAGUCAUACGUCAGAGUAGAGUGGAGUCGAUCAGUCAAUUCAGCAGCCCAAAAUUUCCGUCAACUGUUAUUGCGUCUCAGAAAUGGCACCAUCAUCCACGACGACUGGUAUCCAGGAAAAGACUUUUCGAAGAAUAUCACAGCCUUAAAUCACCAGUCAAAGCAGCCAUGGUAUAAUCACAAAGCUAUCACCCAUGAAGUCAGGCAAAUACUUUGACGGUACGCUCGCAGACGAUGAUACUUCCCUUUGUUUUGUAGGCUUCAACACACUCAAACAACAAGAGAUGGCGACCAACAAAGAUGCAAACGUCGCUAUCACUCUCAACAAUUGCAUGAUCCAAAAGGCCAAGUUUGGGGAACAGUGGUGGUCACAAACUCAACAAAAGUUACGAUGUCACCAAGGAAGUUUGCAAACCCAGCUGUACUAGUUAUCCCCACAAGUCAAAUCACUCUGGAUUUUGUUCAAACUCUACAAAACUACCAACAUGUUUCAGUAAAGGUCAAAGUUGCGAAUGUUGACCCAAAGGUACAAGUUAAACCUGGGUACAAGUUAAACCUGGACUCUACAAACAAGACGUUGUGUCGAGUCACACUCUGGCAAGAACAUUGGAAGAAGACACUUCGUAUCAACUCGAUAAUUUUGUCAUCAAUUCUUUUGCUAAUGUCAAGUACCUUUCCCCACAGAAGUCCGACUCUCCUUGUGACAUUCACGCCAUUGCAGACAUUGGUACUGUAGACAACACUGAGCCAUUAUCGAGCAACACUGUCAUUGCAAAUGCAGAGGUCAUGCAAAUGCAGAGGUCACUGGAGUGUCAUACAUUGGAACACACAAUGCAUGUCUUUCAUGCAAAGCAAAGGUGGAUCCACUUAAUGAUGUCAGUACCAAAUGUACCAUGUCUAUCGAAGUGUGACAAACAGCUAUCUGCCAAGCUUGUGAUCAGCACUCCAAACAGCAACUACACUCUCGUCGCUUUCUUGCCUAUAUCCUAUGAUCAGGAAAAUAGCCGACGACGACACGAUCACCAGUUUAACAAACAAACAAGAACUCACCACCACCCAAAUUCUUAUGGCUGACCCGUUUCAAGCUACAUACACCCCAAACAAAAUCAUCAGUGAUGUUUGCCAAACCUGAACAAUUCGUAACUCUUACAAUCCAAUAUAAUAAUUAUCCUUGUUUCCCCCCCUUCAUUUAUCCUUAUUCAUUUAUCCUUAUCUUAUUCAUUCAAUUUUUGUUCCACUUUCAAAUAUCAUCAUAUUAUAAUCAAUUCAUUUCAAUCAGAGCUUCCCGCGAGGCGC
Molecule: messenger RNA, 2900 nt
Organism: Halichondria panicea
Lineage: Eukaryota; Metazoa; Porifera; Demospongiae; Suberitida; Halichondriidae
Exons: 1
Coding region: 418-1365 (315 amino acids)
Biological process (GO): DNA repair; telomere maintenance
Molecular function (GO): DNA helicase activity
Source: RefSeq, a predicted model, not a curated record